GUACCUGAUACACUAGAAAAGUUUAUAAUUUCUUCUUGAAUACUCAUUCCAUGUUCUGUAUUUAAAUGAUCAAUAAGCAAUUUUUUUUUUGAAAAAGUUUUGUCAUUACAAGUGAUACAUUUAGAUAAAAUUUUUUUUUUAGCUUCAUUAGUAACAUUGUGUUUAUUUAAAAGAUGUCUUGUCAAUGAAGACUUAGUUGCAAAUUCUACUUUGCAUAUAUCACAAAUAAUUGACAUUUUGAAAAUAAAGUUAAAAUUAGUGGAAAUUCUAAGGUGGAAACUCGUUUUUUGUACACUUUGUCAAAGUUGCCUACCAUUGUGAUUGUUUCUUUCAUGUAAUUAUUAAGAGCUAUUUUUACAACUUUUAUUAGGAAAAUUUUAUUACUGUACAUAUAAGAUAAAUACAAGAUCCAAUAAAAAUAUUGCAUGCAAUAACAUGUUUAGUAACAAUGUUUAGGAUGUUAUGAGAAUUAAAAACAAGCUAAUAUUAUUUUACAAUAUCAAUAUCCACAAUUUCUAUAUUAAUGGUGGCUAAUUAUUUUUAUAGAUAUCUAGAAAGGAAAUGAAAGGUUAAAAAAUACACAGUUGAGCUGAACAUUUUAUUAAAAUUUUGGAUAGUGUCAUUGACUGUGCCGUCAUCAUAAGAUAUCGUGAAAUAUUUAAGACAAUAGUAACCAGUUAAACAAAAUUAGGUUUUGAAUUAUUUUUCUAGACCAUUUACCAUGAACAAGUGUUCCAGAUUGCUUAGCUGGCGUCGUUUGGCUAUAGGAGUAGCCUAUUGUCAAACAAAAACCACUAACCCUGAUAAGGUGGAACAACCAAUAGUCAUAGAAUUGAAUCAAAUAGCCGAACAACUGACCCAUAAGCAUUUGUUACAACAAACGUGUACUAUAUCAGUAAACUGUUCUUGUCAGAUGAUUACAAUAGCACUAGUUGCACUCAAUGAUGCAUCUCAAAAGUACAAAGAUACACUAAUUAGGUGUAUGGAUUUAUUGGAACCCAAUGAUUUGUUCAAUGACAAAUUAGAAAAUGAUGUUUUGGAGUCUCGAUAUGAUAUUGCCAAUGCAAAAUCAUUUUAUUUAGAUUCUAUCAGUGCUAUGGAUUGUGCGCUACAACUUGGAAGGUCAAACGCACUUAUGUCUUAUACAGUAGCAGCAGACACUGUAUUCAAUAGUAUGUCUGAAAAACUUUACUCCGCUGAAAAAGAGUUUCAGUCUUGCACUGAAGAGAUAAGGAAAUUAGAAGACAAAUUCACUAAAUUAUUGGCAGACUCUGUGAAUAUAUCUAAACAUGAAGAAAGUUGAAUAAACUAAUUAUGAAACAUAAAAAGAAAUAUUUAUUGUUAACAUUACAUAUAGGUAUAACACAUAUUUUAAUUAAUAUUUGAUUAUUCCUGUGAACUAUCACUGUUAGAAGAUUCACCACUUAUAUUAUCAGAAUCAUAUGAUGAUGAGUAUCUUUUAUUAAUUGGCUG
Metopolophium dirhodum (rose-grain aphid) is the source of this 1473-nucleotide messenger RNA. RefSeq lists its product as uncharacterized. The transcript has 6 exons. The record is from RefSeq and is a predicted model, not a curated record. NCBI's taxonomy places the organism in Eukaryota, Metazoa, Arthropoda, Insecta, Hemiptera, Aphididae. The coding region runs from base 722 to 1303 and encodes 193 amino acids.